AUGAGUAUUCUCUCCGUGUUCUACGCGCAUUGGCAGGCUCUCGCUGUUGUUUCGUUUGGUUUAUACAUCAUCCAAACCUGCAUAGUAUAUCUCAGGUUGCGAAAAGUGAAAGGUCCAUGGCUCACGGGAAUAUCAGGCUGGCCGCACAGCCUAGCAAUACUGAGUGAAAGAUGCCAUGAAUGGUAUGAAGAAGCGAAUCAAGAAUAUGUACACUCAUUCUGCUCUGUAUCAGGUCCAAUUGUACGAGUCGCACCGAACUUACUCGUCACUUCGUCCCCCAAAGUCUGGACUCACAUCAAUACCCAUCCCGGGUAUCGACGGUCUCCUUGGUUCUACCAAGCUUGCAGAAUCGGGUACCGGCAGGACAAUAUAUUCGCUUGCACAGACGAAGAAAUUCACAGCAGAAAGAGGAAACAAAUGGUAGCUGGGUAUUCUGGCCGAGAGAACUUGGAGAUGGAGAUCUCAAUCGACGAACAGGUUCGGGAGCUUGUAGAUCUUCUUCGGUCCAAGUACCUCUCCACUCAAGAGGCCAUUGUGCCUGUAGACUUGGCUCAGAAGGUUCAUUACUUUACCCUUGACGUUAUUAGCAGUAUCGGUCAUGGCAAAACGUUGGGACUACUUAGGACCGACUUUGACGUCGACGAUUACCUCAAGUCGAGCCAUGAGGGCUUGAAGAUGUUCAACGCUUCUCUUGCCCUUGGCUUCAGUUGGCUUGCCCAUGCGCCCGUAAUAGGCACAUUCAUCUCCCCAAGACGGACAGACAAACGUGGUAUUGGUAGAAUAAUGGACAUGUGCUUCAGUCAGGUUGAUGAACGACUAGCCGAACCGAAUGACAAGAAAUCCGACAUGUUGGCAUCCUUCAUACGACAUGGCCUAAAGGGCCAGGAGCUUCGGACAGAGUCUGUUGAACAGUUCAUUGCUGGCUCUGACACCACUUCAGCAGGCCUGCGCAGUGCCCUUCUUCACAUCAUAACAAACCCACGAGUCUACAAAAAACUCCAAAAGGAAGCCAAUGAGGCAGUACGUGGCGGCACCGUACCCAAGGCUAGCGAGGGCAUCAUCACCUCCAACCAAGCCAAACGACUUCCGUAUUUGCAGGCCGUUGUCCGCGAAACCCUGAGAGUCUGGCCUCCAGUGGCAGUUCUUUUCUCCCGUGAUGUUCCUCGAGGAGGAGACACGGUUGAGGUCGAGAGCGGCGAGAGCGUAUAUCUUCCUGGGGGUGUCAGCAUUGGCUACUCAGCCCAUGGAAUGCACCAUAAUGAAGAGAUUUAUGGCACUGAUGCAAAGUCUUUUCGGCCAGAGCGUUGGUUUGAAAGUGAUACAGCUAAAAUAACCGUCAUGCUCCGCACGAAUGAUUUGAUUUUUGGGCAUGGCAGGUUUCAGUGUCUAGGAAAGGUCGUCGCGCAGAUGGAACUGGGAAAGCUUUUGUUUGAGGUUGUCCGCAACUUCGACAUUGCUCUCAUUGAUCCGACAAAGCCGUGGAAAGCGAGGAACUACAUGGGACUAUUCGUCAUUUCGGACAUGUGGGUGCAGGUAAUGGAGCGUGAUGAACAAGCCGAGGGUUAA
Messenger RNA from Clonostachys byssicola, 1566 nucleotides. The record is from the annotation of a GenBank genome assembly. Lineage: Eukaryota; Fungi; Ascomycota; Sordariomycetes; Hypocreales; Bionectriaceae.